UUCCGCCGCCAUAUUUGUUUCUAAUUUCGUGGCUAUUUUACUAAAGGUGGUAUUGAAAUUAUAGUCUUAUGCCCUACUGCAGUUUUUAUGGUCGAGCUAAUUCAAAACUGAUUUAUUCAAUUAAACGCAAUCUGGUACAAUUUAGCCAGAGUUCGAUUAGUUGUGUUGCUGAUUUCGGCAACAAAGCGAGAGGCUGAGGACUUGUGUUGACACGCCAGUCAGAGUGUGUGCUUUGAAGGGAGGAACAUUUGAGCAGGUGAGCCACAGGAGGUGUUGAUAGACACCCACGCCACACUGGAACACACUUAGAGUUGGUUGUUACACUCUGCAAUAGAAACAUUAGAGGCAAGAGAAGGGAUAUGAACACCCCCGCCUCUCAGCAGAUCACAGUUCAGAAUUGAUAUUUGAUACCCCUGUUGGAUCAAAUCCAGUGACGCUUGGGUCCAUGAGGGUUGGUGAGAACGAGAGGGGGGAGAGGCUUCGUUGCUGUAACAGUGGGGAAUGAAAGUGUCAGCUAAAUGGGGCAGAACAAACAAGGAUCCUUUUUAAAAAAUUAAACAGUUUCUAAAAUAUCGACUUUCUCUGUUUUUUGUUACUACUUCUAGCUCUCUUUCCCUCUCCCCCUUUGCUUUGCUAACUCCACUCAAUGUUGACCCAAGUGUUGACUGGCUGUUAAAACAAUACCCUCAAUUAGACGACAGCAACAGAUCCGAUAUCCAAUUCAAAAUCCAAUAUCAACUUAGCUCACUAACUCAACUCAACCCACUUCCAUCAAAUACAAACUGCUUCAUACAACAGAAAACAACCCCAAAACACAACAAUAAAAUAACGCAGCUGAACUAAAUCAAAGUGUUACCACUCGCCCUUUCGCUACUUCGCUUGACCAUACAUUCGUCUUCUCUUAAGACUGUUUCUCUUUGAUUCGGUUGAAGUCUUUUGUCCUGUCCUAAAAACAACAUUCAAAGGAAUCACCAACUUCUCUCACAUCAGGCAGAAUUGAGCCAGUCGGAAUGGAAAAUAGGUCUAAUAUCCCUUAUUAAUGUAUUCAGAUCCAAUUCUAUUAGUCCAUUCUAUUAUCACAACACUUCUCCGCAAACCCAGACUCAAAAAAGGCGACAUCAAAGAAUAAAGAGCAAUAAGAAACUGAUCAGUAAUGGAAACAGUCUGCAGCAAUUCGACUUUCUUCAUGAUUUGUAUAUCCGUGGAACUUCCGCGCAUUUUGUUUAUUAGUCCUCCGGCUACUAUAUUCCCGGGCGAGCCGGUGGAACUGCUGUGCAAGACCAGCUCAGGUCCCUCUGGCGGCGGAUCCUCGCUACAGACCAUCGAAUGGCUGGACUCCCGCAACAAGGUUUUGAGCAACGGCGGCAGUCUCAAAUUUGAGCAAACUGAUGGCUCCAUCUCUGGCACCUACACAUGCAGGGUUUCCAAUAUAGCCGGGAUUACUCAAAAAUCGACAUCUAUUCAUGUUCUUAACCCACCUGAAUGGGUCACAGUUGAACUGAAGGAGAACUCUCAAUUGGUCAACGAUACAAACGUCUGUUUCAUCUGCAAAUCAGGAGUCAGCACACCUCCAGUCAGACUCGAAUGGACUGCGGCCAGGUUCGGACACAACUCCCUCGGCGUCGAGAACUCAACCUCCCUCAUUCAGACAUACGACUCUUCUCCUGAUUCUGACGGUCAUAUUGUUCAAAAGCAGAUAUGUUUCCACCUUUAUGAGUCACUGCAUAACCAAAUGUACAUUCAGUGUAACGUUUUCUACCUCGGCAAGAAAGUGAAGACUGAAGAAAUGAGGUUAGACGUUCAAUACCCGCCCUAUUUGAAGUCCACGCCUCCGUUUGAGCUUCGGAUUCCUCGAAACCAUUUGAUUACUAUAGUAUGUCCUAUUGAAGCUGGGAAACCUUACGGUUUUGUAGACUGGGAAGGAGUCCCACUAAAAGACACUCAGUUUGAAGUAGCGACGACCAAGUUUUCGGCCAGCACUAGUGUGAAUUGUUGCCGUAAAAACGAACACGGACGAAUCUGUUUCUACUACGAAGUGUUGAUCGUGGAACCAACUGAGAUACUGGCGCUGUGGCCAAGCUCCUAUUACCCAGAUCAGGGCGAGACCAUUACCUACAACUGCAAAGUGAUCCACGAUAAAAAGAACAAAGUGUCUCCGUUUGAGCUGACAUGGAAGUUGGGAAAUGUGUUUCUGGCCAACUCCACCUCUGUACAUAACAACCAGUUCCUCCAGAGACUCACCCCCACAUCCAGUCUGGGAAAACUGACCUUGACCUACACCCACCCACUGUUCGGAGAGAAUGUUUCCUGCUCAGUGUCGCAGCUGAACCAGAACAAAAGCAGUGCUUCAUUCAGUUAUGCUCAUUCAAUUGAACCUCCUCGGCAACUGUGGACUGAAAGAGUGUCCAAUUCCAACUCAGCCGAGGUGCUAUGGCAUUGGACUGGUAGCUACACAAUCAUUCACUACGCCUUGUCAUUCCUCACAGCGCACGUGUGCGACUUCUCACGCGAAUACAUCCUCGAGAUGGGCACCACAACCAGAAGUCGCGACUCUAGCUACCCGCUGACUGAUUUGCUCAAAAGACAAAACAGAACAGACCAGGAGUUCUGCAUUAUAGUACAGGCUUGUGACACGUUUUCCUGCAGUCAGCCUAGUUCCGUGUUUACAGUCAACUUCAAAGACAUCGAGAUGAUGAGCACAGGAGGAACCACGUUCAGCAAUAACAUCACAACCAUCAUGAAAACCAGCAAACCACCCUGGGACACCUCAAGCAACCAGGCACUGGGCAAAGAUGCUACAGUCGGCUUCUUGGUGUACGCAUGUGUCUUUACAGUUUUCGCCGCUUCUAUUUUCACUUCUCUAUUCGCUUUUUGGCUUGUCAACAGGUUCAGCAGAAGGAGUCACGGACUUCCGCUUACUCAUCUCAAUCACCAUCAACAACAGAUACAAACAGCACAUUACCAAUUUAAUAGUGACCACCUGUACCAGUCCCAAAUUCCAUACCAGCUCGCCAUUCAGCGCAAAGUCGACGAUGUGAACGUAUACACCAAUUUCCGCCAGAUCUGACAAAUCAACCUAU
Molecule: messenger RNA, 3080 nt
Organism: Symsagittifera roscoffensis
Lineage: Eukaryota; Metazoa; Xenacoelomorpha; Acoela; Convolutidae
Exons: 3
Coding region: 1154-3067 (637 amino acids)
Biological process (GO): B cell activation; negative regulation of B cell receptor signaling pathway; regulation of B cell proliferation
Cellular component (GO): recycling endosome; early endosome; external side of plasma membrane
Molecular function (GO): sialic acid binding; protein phosphatase binding; CD4 receptor binding
Source: RefSeq, a predicted model, not a curated record